Sinocyclocheilus anshuiensis is the source of this 3122-nucleotide messenger RNA. RefSeq names its product RNA-binding protein 4-like. Lineage: Eukaryota; Metazoa; Chordata; Actinopteri; Cypriniformes; Cyprinidae. Gene Ontology annotation, molecular function: mRNA binding; zinc ion binding. Gene Ontology annotation, cellular component: nucleus. The record is from RefSeq and is a predicted model, not a curated record. Bases 114 to 1604 code for a protein of 496 amino acids. The transcript is spliced from 4 exons.
ACAAAACACUUUUGUCCGUUUGAUUCCUUAGUGCUUCGAAUUAGUCCAUUAGCAUUUGCUCGUAAUUUGUUUUACCCAUUCCCGGUAUUGUUUUAACAGUAUUCUGGGGUGCAAUGGACGACAGCAACGCAGUGAAGCUCUUUGUUGGGAAUCUGGAUUUGGAAACCACACAAGAUGACCUAAUAGCACUUUUGGCCCCUUAUGGAGAAGUGGUGCACAUAACUGUACUGAGGCAGUUUGCCUUUGUCCAUCUGCAGGGAGAAGGGGCUGCUGACCGUGCCAUCCGUGAUCUGAAUGGUCGAGAGUACUGUGGCCGGAGCCUUGUAGUUGAGGAAUCCAAAGGGAGGCCUCUCAAUUCCACCAAAGUAUUUGUGGGGAACUUGUGCGCUUCCUGUUCAGUUGAAAACCUGUAUGAUCUCUUCUCGGCUUACGGCAAAGUGCUCGAUUGUGAUAAAGUAAAGACAAAACCCUCCUCAUUCACAGGCUACGCCUUUGUGCACAUGGAGCGCAAAGAGGAUGCAGAACAAGCCAUUGAGGGUCUUCACGGGACCUCGUUUAUGGGGCGUCCACUUGCAGUGGAGCUCUCAAAGGUACAGCCGACCGCAAACAAGGUCCCGUGUGCCAGCUGCGGUGCACAUGGCCACUUUGCAGGAGAAUGCCCGAUCAACAGGCCUUCAAUGGAGCACCACCAGAGUCAGGCUGCUGUCUUGGCUGCAGCUGCUGCCGCUGCUGCCGGACUUCCCCUUCAGGUGCAGCAGAGUGUGCACAACUCUUUCUACAACACUGCGAGCACUGACCCAACGUUUGCAGCUCUGAAAGACUUGACCACUUCCAGGUUUGAUGGCAAACCUGUCAGUGCCGCAGUCUAUGGUGCCCUGGCGAGUCAAGUCUACAGUUCUGUUGCAGACCAGGUGCUGAACACGUUGACGAGCCAAGCUGCGGAUGGCUACCCCACGGAAGGAGAAGCACCGCCGGGUGCUGCUGCCGUUAACCCUGCCAUUGUUAACCCUGCCUAUGGAGCAAAUUCCUCUCUGUACGGUGCCAGUCCAGCUUAUGGGACCAUGGGAGGCACGGAACCUAACCCCCAAGCCAUCUUUGAAGCCGCUAGGGCACGAUUCUUUGAGCAGGGACAACAAGUGCUGGCCGAACAGCAGGCAGUGACCAAAUCUGACCGAGACCGAAGUCCAAUACGGCGUUCGGUCCCAUUACUGCCUGAUCCAGUUCCCCAGCCGUUCUCCCAGACGCGUCCCAAACGACGGGCCCUGCUCCCAACACCUCCUGGAGGUCCAGAACUACCUGCAGUUAAAAAUGGCGACCCAAUUGCAAGGUGCUAUGCCGAGUACUACCAACAGUACCAUCAGUACCAACAGUACCAACAAUACCAGCAAUACCAGCAAUAUCAGCAGUACCAGUACAGCUAUCCACCGCCACCACCCCCUCCGAUGCCCAUGAUGCCUCCAGGCCCAAUGGAUGUGCAACAGAUGGCCGCCCCUGGCACAAUUGCUUCACCAAGAGUGUAUGAGCCAACUUCAACACACAUGGAGCCCCUCCUACGCCGUCCUGAUUACCUUCAGCAACACACAUCUGAGUCCCCAUAUCGAUAGCCCUCAACACCUCACGAGUGUGUGCACGCGUGUUUGGUUGUGAAAAUGUGUGCGUGUCAAUUUUGGUCCUACAUGACAAAAGAAACUAGAGGAAAGGGAUAAAUUGAAUUAUUACUGCUACAUCAAACCCGGAUAUUGUAGUUUCGCAGUUAUCUUUCCCCCUCAUAAUGUUAAAUAUCUCAUUAUGUACAGAAUGUAGACGUUUACAUGGCCAUGAAAGUUUAGAUUCUGAGCUACUCAGUUUAAGUGUUUUUUUUUUCUCCCCCGAAGUGCUCAGAAUUACAUCAGCUGUCACUUUUAUAGAUAAAAUGCUGUUUGACUUUGUCAAAUGACUGUGCCUUGUGAAAAUAAACCUUUUUUGUGUACAGACUUUUGUAAAACCAAGUACUUCAGGUACAGUUUUAUUAAAUUCAUGGUUCAAGAAAGGAGCAAGCCUCAGUCAAAUAUCCUAAUCCAAAUUGUUGUCAGCAUAUUGUAUUUGGCUUGGACUGAUGUUAAGUUUCACAGCGACUAGGAAGACCGCAUAGUUUAGCUAGAAUGUACAGAGGACCUGUGUGAAGUCUGUGUGUGUGAGAGAGUGAGAACACAAUGUUAACUGAUCCAUUAUUUACACAUGAGCACCACAAUCACAUACACAUCAGGCCUUUUUCGUAUAUACCUAUUUGAGUGAGGAACGGCAGGCAUUUGGGCAUAUUAAGGUGAAUCAGUACCAAACAAAUCCACAAACUUGUACUUAAAUGCUCUAACCACUGCCUCACUAGUGCAGAUGGUUAUACCUGCCCAGUUGGACAACAUUAAAACUGAUAUUAAAAUCAUCUGUUGGAAAAGAGAGGGCAAGAAUAGAUUCAUUGCAAAAGGGACAAGUUUGUUAGUCAGUCGAGAAGCAUAUUUGUUCUAAAUGUUUUCCAUUCGGAUGCCUCUAUUGACUCUGAAUGAGUUCGAGGUGUCGUUGUUGCUAAAUAGCAAACAGAACUGGUUCUAUAACCUGCCAGUAGGGAUUAUGCAUGUUUUUGCAGGAUUUAAAGUGCAAACGACUGCCAUCUCUGGCUUUGCAUCCCUCUCUUACAUGGACCAAAUUCUUGGGAGUGUUGACUUAUAAGUAUGGGUGAAAACCCCUCAAAUGACCUUAAAAGAGAAUGAGGAUUUUACGUUCUUUUUGUUUCUUUUGAAAGUAGCCCCAUGCAAUUACUAUUAUGUUUCCCUGACCAUUUAUUUUGUUCACAUUUACAUUUAUCAUAGUCUCUUUAUCCUUAGGGUCAUGUGAAUUGAUUUCAGGGGCUUUGGGGUGGAAACACUUAGUUACUUGGGGAUGGGGAGUGUAAAACCUGUUCAGGCCUGACAUAUAGCUAGUUAAGGCAAUUGGUUCUAAGAGUGAGUGGGGGGGGCGGGGAAGUGAAAUGCUUCAUACAAUUGUAUUUUUUAUUUUUUUUUGUUCUUAAGGAGAAAUGUGCUGUCCCAGUUCACGAGCAUUUUAGGCAAUUCAAUUAAACAUUAAUGUUAUGACAUUAUAAACCGAAA